This is a messenger RNA of Rhododendron vialii, 617 nucleotides long. RefSeq names its product MYB-like transcription factor ETC3. Gene Ontology annotation, biological process: cell differentiation. NCBI's taxonomy places the organism in Eukaryota, Viridiplantae, Streptophyta, Magnoliopsida, Ericales, Ericaceae. The transcript is spliced from 3 exons. The record is from RefSeq and is a predicted model, not a curated record. Gene Ontology annotation, molecular function: transcription cis-regulatory region binding. Gene Ontology annotation, cellular component: nucleus. Bases 164 to 445 code for a protein of 93 amino acids.
CUGGCUGGAGUACUUUAAAAAUUACUACAAAUAUAUGUUACCACUAUAGCUCCUCCUCCUUCUCACCAACAAACUUUCCUCUUGUUCUUCCUUUCUAUGGUUCUUCUCUCUCCAGUAUCUUUCAUUUCCUAGGUAAUUAGCCCCUAAUCUAGCUAAUCAACCCAUGGAUAAACGUCGGAGGAAGCAGCUGAAGACUACCCACAAUAACUGUAGUAAUUGCUCUCAAGGUGCAGAGGUGAGCAGCAUUGAGUGGGAAGUCAUAAACAUGACCGAACAAGAGGAAGACAUGAUUUACAGAAUGCAUAAGCUUGUUGGGGACAGGUGGGGGUUGAUAGCCGGGCGAAUUCCGGGCCGGAAAGCUGAAGAAAUCGAAAGAUUUUGGUUAAUGAGCCAUAGCCAAGUUUUUGCCAGCAAACGUAGAGCCCAAUUGAACAAGCCCCGUUAAUUAAUCUUGCUAAAGCCUUUUUAUGGUGGGAGAAUCUCUCUCUCUCUCUCUCUCUCUCUCUCUCUCUCUCUCUGUUGGGCUUACCCAUUUUCCCCACAACAAGUGCUUUUGUUAGUGUACUGUAUACAUGAGACUUCCUAAUUUCAUUUCUCUCUCGAGAGAGAUCUCUAUA